AAAUUAUAUUUUUCUUUCUGCAGGAAGUUAGAAAAUCAUAUAAAAAUCAAGGGAGACUAAAAUAAUGAUAUAAUGCAAUCUUUCGAUCGAUGAAUACGGCUCUGUUCUCGGAUAAGCAGAUAAUGGAUCUCAUGAACGACAACAAUAAUUCACAAGACGGCGAUCAUCAUCAGAAACACCGUGUCGGCGAUAAUGGAUUGGAAUCGAACAAGGAAGCUAUCUUCCCUAGCUAUGAUUUCCAUCCUAUCCGCCCUAAUGCCUCCGUCGGAUUGUCUCACCACGCUUUAGAUCUCGCCGGAUCUGUUAAUUCCACGGCUGCUAGGGUUUGGGAUGCGUCUGAUCCCAAACCGGUUUCAGCUUCUUCCGCAAGAAGUUAUGGUUCUAUGGACUCUCUUGAACCUUCAAAGUUGUUUGCUGAGAAGGAUCGAAAUUCCCCUGAGUCAGCGAUUAUAUCUGCAAUUGAUCGGACAAUGAAGGCACAUGCUGAUAGCUUGUUACAUGUUAUGGAAGGUGUCAGUGCACGUCUAACGCAGCUGGAGACCAGAACCCGAAAUCUCGAGAACCUGGUUGAUGAUGUCAAAGUUUCUGUUGGGAACAGUCAUGGAAAAACUGAUGGGAAGUUGAGACAGCUUGAAAACAUCAUGUUAGAGGUGCAAAGCGGUGUACAGUUGUUGAAGGACAAACAAGAAAUAGUUGAAGCGCAGCUUCAGCUUUCAAAGCUCCAGUUAUCAAAGGUAAACCAGCAGCCCGAGACACACUCUACACAUGUUGAACCCACUGCUCAGCCUCCCGCAUCACUGCCUCAGCCACCAGCUUCUGCUGCAGCUCCCCCAUCUCUUACUCAGCAAGGACUCCCGCCACAACAAUUUAUCCAACCGCCCGCCUCACAGCACAGUCUCCCACCACCUUCAUCUCAACUGUCUCAGCUUCCUAGCCAGUUCUCUCCCCAGCAAGAUCCUUAUUUCCCUCCACCUGGUCAGUCCCAGCCACCUCCAACAAACCAGCCUCCUUAUCAACCUCCUCCUCCAACCCAGUCACUGCAUCAACCACCUUACCAGUCACCUCCUCAACAGCCACAAUACCCGCAACAGCCACCUCCUCAGCUCCAACACCCGUCAGGCUACAACCCGGAGGAACCACCUUACCCUCAGCAAUCUUACCCGCCAAACCCUCCUCGUCAACCACCUUCUCAUCCACCUCCUGGUUCCGCCCCAUCUCAACAGUACUACAACGGUCCUCCAACGCCACCAUCAAUGUAUGAUGGAUCAGGCGGCAGAUCCAAUUCAGGUUUCCCUUCCGGGUAUUCUCCUGAACCGUACCCGUAUACUGGACCUCCUUCCUCACAGUAUGGAAACACCCCAUCUGUGAAACCGCCACAUCAGAGUGGAAGUGGAUCUGGUGCCUUACCACAGCUUCCAAUGACCAGUAUUACAAAGUCGCUGUCUACAGGCUCUCUCUUUCCUAAGCCAAAACGACAUGUAGUUUUUACCGGCUAA
Arabidopsis lyrata subsp. lyrata is the source of this 1496-nucleotide messenger RNA. RefSeq names its product protein diaphanous homolog 1. Lineage: Eukaryota; Viridiplantae; Streptophyta; Magnoliopsida; Brassicales; Brassicaceae. The record is from RefSeq and is a predicted model, not a curated record.